AUGCGGUCUCCGCUUUUUUUUGGAAUAUUUUUCUUGUUGUCGGAGAACAUCGUGCAAGAGAAUUUGGGAUGAUGUUUCAGUGAAUGUGAACAUGGGUUCAAGAAGCCAAACAAGCUACUUCACUCUUUGCAUGAUCACAAACACGCGCGUCUGCCGCCCGUCCAUCACAAGGCGGGCUCCUGUGGAGAUUUCGCCCGGCUUUCAUCAGCGCUCAAUGAUCGCUCACUGUCCCCCUGGCGGAUAAGAACUGUGGAAAAUCCAGACAUGUACCCCUCAAAAUACGAAGAAGCAGAGUGUUUGUGUGAUGGAUGCAUCAUUAACGGGGUUGAAAAUAGGACCUACAACUCUGUGCCUGUGAAGCAAACUCGUUUAUUCCUGAAGAAGGUUCCUUGCCCGUCUGACCCCAAAAAAUACUCCUUAGAGUAUAAACUUGUGUCAGUGACUGUAGCCUGUACCUGUGCAGUUCCUAAGCACUAAGAGAGGAUAAUAGCUAGGCCUACUAUCUAGACCAAAACUGUAGAGACGUGUCUCAUGUACCAUGUCGUGUUUGUUUUAAAAUGCAAUUUUUGAUAAGGUACUUACAUUGUUUGAUAUGCUUAUUUGUAUAAGCUGAAAGGUUGCAUGUAUCACAUGGUUUAUUUUUUAAGCUUACAAACCAACAUAAUCUUUCAUGAAAGGAAGCUAUAUUGGUAUUAUUGUAAAACACUACUUUAUUUGGGCUUUAUUUAUUUAUAUGAUAAUAACUUAUUUGCUAUUUAUUUAACUUUAAUGUACAUUAUGCUAAUAUGUGAAUUUUUAUCUUGCGCCUACCUGUCAUUGUUUGUAUCAGGCCUGAAAUUCAGCUCUAUCAGUGACGGGAAUGGUUAGAUUAAGUUUGUUCCAAUGAUAACGAUAAAAUGUAUUAAAAUGUUGUUGUAUUUUUUCCUCAACUUUGCAUUUUGUCCAAAUGGUAUUAUGUUAUGUGUAAAACAAACAGAAUAAAGUUUAUGGUGAUCUUCA
Messenger RNA from Cyprinus carpio (common carp), 999 nucleotides. RefSeq names its product interleukin-17C. Lineage: Eukaryota; Metazoa; Chordata; Actinopteri; Cypriniformes; Cyprinidae. Gene Ontology annotation, molecular function: cytokine activity. The record is from RefSeq and is a predicted model, not a curated record. Gene Ontology annotation, cellular component: extracellular region.